Molecule: messenger RNA, 5298 nt
Organism: Fonsecaea multimorphosa CBS 102226
Lineage: Eukaryota; Fungi; Ascomycota; Eurotiomycetes; Chaetothyriales; Herpotrichiellaceae
Exons: 1
Coding region: 1-5298 (1765 amino acids)
Source: RefSeq, a predicted model, not a curated record
AUGACACAUGCAUUUCUCCAGUCGGAAUUGGCGAGCCUCAUAUCAGACUCGAAACGAAGACACAAUGACGUGCGCGCCGCUGCCGAGCAGUCGCUCACUGACCUCAGAUCGAUCUCAGUGACAUCUGAAACUCAGCUGGCUGGCGACCUUUGCCGACGGCCACAAUUCAUUGAACCCUUUAUUCUUGCUUGCCGAUCCAAAAACACCAAGCUAGCAACCACCGGAACCGCCUGUAUCCAGAGACUGACUGCAAGCAAUGCACUCGCUCGGACGAGGCUUCUCGACAUCCUAGACGCUUUCCGCGAUGGACUUGCUGCAGGCUAUGAGCCUCAACUGAAAACUCUGCAGACUCUGCCUUCUUUGCUGCAGCUCUAUGCCGAAGAGAUCCACGGCGACCUUCUUGCAACUGUUCUAGAACUAUGUGCAUCUCUCCAAUCCAGCCGGACCGCCGCUGUGAGCAAUACAGCUGCGGCAACCUUCCAACAGUUAGUCUCGGCGGUGUUUGAAAAGGCUGUGCACAGAGGAAGUCUUGGGUUGUCGCGUGACCGCGACGGUGAGGACGUCUCAAAUGAAGAUCUAAGAACUCCUGCUGUGGACGACGCAAUCAGGCUCUUCGAGGACUUUUGUCUGCUACUCGAUCACCAGAAACCCCAAUACUUAAAAGUGGAAAGUCUUCCUCCUGGCUUUCUGCUCGAAACUCUACAGACUAUCCUGACAGCUUACGACUCGCUUCUCACAUCUGAAAAACUUCGCGAUCAGAAAUGGCCCGAGAACCUCAUGCACGGCCUGUCGCGUGUCUUGGCCAGAAAGGAUGCUUUUGGCAUGACCUCGCGUGCUCUGUCUAUUUUGCUCCUGGUAAUACAAGCUCGCGCCGAGGACCUCCGAGAUCAAGUGGCACAGAUGACCCCCCUGCUCAUUGGCACAUUGGAGAAGGACGGCAACCCACAAUGGAAACGUGCUCUUUUCCUCGAGUUCUUCCGUUCCCUCUGUUCCGACUUCAGCGUUUUCCGGGAAACAUUCCGCCUGUUUGACAAGGGAAAAGACUCAGUCAAGCUAGUAGGCCAACUCAUGUCCACAUUAGUCCGUAUCGCAGCAGAAGAUCCGUCAUUGAUCGGGCUUGGGCGGCAGUCUACCGUCCCUGUGCAGCGUGUAACCGACCCAAAGAGUGAAGAGGCAGCAUCAAUUGAAGCGCAGGGUCUGGGCGGUGCCAUCACCUCCGUGACCUCGAGUGAUGCAAGCGUUACUGGGAUAAGCACCGAUUGGAGUGUGGUGGCUGUCCCGCUCAUGGAUCAACCCGAAAAGCACAGCCCGCCCACGAUCCCGAGCACUUACAUAUACACUCUCGUUCUGGGUUGUAUCUCACAUUUAUGUGAUGGUCUGUCAAAGUUCAUCAUGCCACUUAGUGUCCCGAGUCGAGCUUCGCAACGAGAGUCUUCAGAAAUGGGCCGCAGAGAUAGCUCUGCCACGGAUCGAACAGACGACGAAACAGCACGGAGAUCCGUUCGACCAACAUCGUCCUCUCAGAAAUACCAACGACUCAUAAAUCCUCUGACCUUGACAAACCAUCGACUCUUCGCCCAGAUUCGCACCUCCGCAGAACUCAUCGAAGCCUGCUGGCCUGCGGCGCUUGCCACUUGCUCAACAUUCCUCAAUGCCGCCCUGGACUCUGAGUUCUACCACAUGUUAAUCCGAUCUGUUCAGAAACUAGCUCAGGUCUCCGGCGUGCUCGAGCUCUCCACACCCAGAGAUGCUUUGCUCACGACUUUGGCAAAAGCCUCCAUCCCGUCCAAUGCGAGCAGUUUCAUAGCGGCCUCUCAAAACAUCAAGUCGACUCGAAUUGCAAAUGCUGAACAUGGGAUUCUCAAUGACGCGCUAAAAUCCCCAACUGAAGCACCACCGACACCUACCUUCCAGGUCAGCAGUUCACCGCUCAAUGUCAGGCAUCUGCUUUGUCUUCGAGCUUUGUUGAACCUGGGUAUCGCCCUUGGCCCGACGCUGGAGGAAGAUGCUUGGUUCAUCCUUAUCGAAACCAUGCAAACGGUUGACGCUCUGAUCGCAAUGCCGAAUGCAAUGGCGCCGACCUCACAGGCAGGAAGUCCGAGAAUGAGUGUUUCUGGUAAUGACGGUCAGACAACGCUUUCUACCGAAAUAGCUGCUGUUCAGGCUGCAACAAAGAGGAUGCUUGAGAGCACACGAAGUUUCAGCACCGAUUCCUUUGCCGUGAUCGUGCACGCCUUGUUCCGCUUGCUUGGGCAGAGUGAGACAGAGAGCGAUUCACAAUCUCCAGAGCAAAGUCUUGCUGCUCCCAUUUCACCCACUCAUCUGGGGGCUCCAAGGCCAGCACAACACGUUUCCCGGAGUGUAUCCGGUUUAUGGACAAAGUCAAAAACUCUGGAUCUCGAGAUCGGGUUCGUUCUCAACAAACUCAGUGACUUGUCGCGCAUCAAUAUAUACCGGUUCGCAUCCUCCUCAGAUCAAUCUUGUUCCUGGGAUCUAAUUGCAAACCGUUUGCUGCGGGUCUCUCAGGAUACAAGCGUUGCUGGUAAUCAUCGAAUACAAUCUGCCAGUAUUCUGGACUUGAUCUCUAUGGAGACGGUGAAGCUCCUGGAUGACACGCGGUUCGAAGUCGGCGAAGCAGACACCAUUAGAUCCCGUUGCUUGCGAUCGCUCCUCCAGCAGUUAGAGUCCUUUGGUGAGACUCCGGGUCGGAGGUAUGAUGGUGUCGAGCUGGAAAUCCAUAAAAGACUUCUCGAUGCUCUAGAAAGCAUGCUCAGUCACAGCGGAGAGUCUUUGAACAACUGCUGGCCUAUAGCACUCGAAAUACUGUCAAUAUCAUUCGCAAAAAGGGGCCAGGCACAGCCACUGCCUGCUGAGGCAUCAACGGAACAAGCCGACAUGCAUAUACAGACUGCCCAGAUACUAAGGGUUGCAUUCAGAUCUAUACAACUAAUCACCUCGGACUUCCUCGGUGUUCUCGAUCCCAAUUCACUUGCAAAGUUGGCCCAACUUCUGCGACAGUUUGGCUCUCAAGAUUAUGACUUGAACGUGGCACUGACAAGCACGACUGUUCUGUGGAGUCUCGCGUCUCAGGCUUUGUCAAGGAUUGAGACCAUCGAUCUCACUUCCAUGCCCACACUGGAGAGCCGGACAGAAUUAAUCGCCUUAGACUCCAAGUCCUCUUCUGGCACUAUCUGGAGCGUUAUCCUGCUGCAGAUGAUCGAAUUGUGCAAAGAUGAGCGUGCAGAUGUUCGAAAUGCAGCCAUUAAAGUCCUCUUAAAGAUGCUUGAUGCGUCGGGCGAGGCUCUAAGCCCAAAUACAUGGGCAAUUAUGCUCGAAGCUGGUCUAUUGGACACCAUUCGAUUUUGCAUUACGCAGUAUGCUGCAGACAAGAGUGACCAGAGCGAAUGGAUGGCUUCAGUGGCGCAACUGACCCAGGGCAUCAUUCAAAUCAUAUCUCAGAAUCUAACAGUGAUCGCCAGACAUGAUGACUUCAGAAACACAUGGCUUCGCACUAUGGACGUUUUGAAGUCUCUGUUAAGCACAAGCUCGCUGGCUGCGUCUUGGUUGGCUUUCUCGAAUCUGUCGAAAGUUCUUUCAGCGCUAUCGGUUUUAGAGAAUGCCGACGAAGAGCUGAUUGUGUCUCCAAUGCAACUAUGGGCAGACUACCAUCCUGCUAAGAUCGGUCGAGGCUCUCAAUCUCAUCGCACGCCCGGUGAAGAAUCGCCAAAUCAACAAGCCCUCACCUCCCAUGCCAAUGUCUUUGUUGAAGCGUACAGGACCAGGCCUGUCGCCGUUUCGAAUUAUAUGCAAGGUCAAGCUCCUGUGCUAAUGGAUUCCAUCGAGUCAGGGGUACUGUUGUGUAUGCAUCCUCCCUACACGAAUGAUAUUAAAGCUCUGGCACCGGAACAAAAGGAGGCUUUGCAGUGCACGGCCAUACUGAAAUCUCUCUUGCAAGACCAAGUGUCGGAAUAUUCUCAAUUCUUACUUAGAAUGCUGAGUCUCACUCUAAACGUCCAGGGAGGAAAAGUCGGUUCCCAGCAGAAAAAGUCGGCUAUAUCGAAAUCCGCGCAGAAGCCAACGUUCAUUGCCUUUGCGUCCACAUGUUUGGAUAACUUCCGGAAUUUGAUUCUGGAGUAUGCAGAGGAUGGAGAUUUCGUCCACACCCUAGCCGUGCAAAAGGCAUGCCAAGUACUCUCCGCUAUCAUCAACACGAAAUACACGAAGAUCCCCACAAACAGUCAAGCACCGUUAUGGAGAAAUGCUACCGUCACCACAGUGGUCAUGCUCGAAGCCUUGCAGAAGCAUGUGCGCCACAGUUGGUUACGGUCGGUGGGUGCUUCUCAUCUGGAUGGUUUAGCAUCAGACAUCACCUCGACCGCCGUCAAUAUCCUCAGCUCUGGUGGUCUGUCCAAUCCUCCCGGCCCAGAGAACACCGAAGAAACAAUCCUCGAUGACGAAACGUUCGACAUCAAUCACUUCCAACUCCUACAUGAGGCCAUCGUCCCCAUUUUCCAGUAUUCACAAGAAGUCAAAGAGGACGCCUGCAGGGGAUAUGCAACUGUCCUCUUCGAGGCUUCACUGCUCGCGAAACCCUGGUUCUACGAUAUGCCAGACGAUCUCAAGAAUGAACCCUUGAAGGGCUUGUUACAGACGAGACCUGGCAGUGUCCACCGACCUGUCUUUGCCGUGAGACGGAGGAUUUGCUACACAGCGCUGGAUGCGCUGUUUGGGCUCGUAUCGUGGCAGCAGGAAUCUACCCAAACAGGCGGUGACCGAAGGGAUAUUAAUACCAAGGACGAUGAUUCCAAGUUGGCAUGUGCAGCAGCUCCUUACCUCAUCCUGCGCGUGGCGCACCCAUGCAAGACGUUUCUAGCGGACCAGCGACUGCGAGGUCUCACUCCGCCGCCAGAGGCCCGGCAAGUGGAAUUGCAGGUCGUACUCUCCAAAUUUGUCGAGUUGAGAAGCGACGGCCGGGCCAUCGCCAGAAUAAUGACGCCGGUUGACGAUGGGAGCGAGAAACCUCCUCCAACAAACGGACCUCCAGUACCUUCUAAUGGAAGUGUCAUGCCUAUGCGGAGCUCCGGGGUGGAUGACGACGGCAAAUCCCACCUCCGCAUCCUCUACGGCUUAAUGCUGCGUCUCCACAAGUUCUGGCAGGGUCUGCCGAGAUUAAAAGGUCCCGGGGCGCGGGCGUGGCAGGACGAUGAGCCGGGAAAGGCGAUCGAAGCGGCUCUGGAGAGCUGGGCGAGAAUCGUGGGCGAGGAGUGGGGUUUCCGGUCAGGGGUUUUGAAUAAAUAG